Molecule: messenger RNA, 1421 nt
Organism: Vigna umbellata (rice bean)
Lineage: Eukaryota; Viridiplantae; Streptophyta; Magnoliopsida; Fabales; Fabaceae
Source: RefSeq, a predicted model, not a curated record
ACCUUACAAUGGAGUGCAGCGAGAACUGAUGAAAUGAAUUAAAGAAAAUGAGAAAGUAAGAAAUUGUGAUUGCUUCGUUGAAUGAAGAAGCAUGAUGGGGAAUGUGGAUCCUCAACUUCCACCACUUCCAAAUCUAAAUGAUUGGUCAAUCCACGAUAACAAGGACGAUUUGGUAUUUCCCCCAAUUCACCACGAAAACCUCCAAAUUCUCUCACCAUAUUCAGACAACCACACCCCCCAAUCACCUCCUUCUUCCUCACCCUUCCAUUCUCGGAUUCGCGGCUGGACCAGUAUCGCCCUCCAGAUCAUUCGUUCCAAGCUUUCCUCUUUCAGGAACAAAGGGGUAAUUUGGUCAAUUGGGGUUCCCGCUGCGGCGCUGUUAAUGUUCUGCUGGAUCAUCAUCGCCACGAAGAAGAAGAGAACCCUCACACCCAAUGAAGCUCGUCUCAUCUCCAUCGUCAAGCAAAAGGAACAGAAAAUUGCCCAACUAUUGAACCAGAUUGCACAAAUGAACGAAAUACUAAUCGAUCGUCAUAAAGCUGUGGCUGCUAAAGUGGAGUAGUGAUUGCCUACAGGUUGUGAAUAUGGUUGGUAGCUCACAUUCAGAAGGAACAGUGAACAAGAGCGUCACCCUACAGUGAUGCCGCUUUAAUCUUUCUAUUUUGAAAUAUCACUGCUUACGUGUGCAUGUCUUCAAUUUGCUUGUAUUCUGCAUGUGAGAGUUAGGUUGUAAUUGACAGAUGAACUAAUCAUGAUUCUUCGCACAUGUUCCUGCUACAGCUGAGUGACUGAACAUCUGCAAAGCAAAUGGCUGAUGAAUUGAAGUCCCAACUUUGAAGAAGGAAGUUCUCCACUUCUCAUGAUUCGUCAAUGACUAGAUCAGCAUGGAAAUGGCUGAAUUCUCUUAACUGUACUAAUGGUUACUCAACCAAGUUCUUUGUGCUAUAGAUGUUCAGCGCAUGUUUAAUUUGUUCAGGUCCUUGAUGUCAACUAAAUGACACCAUAUUUGGUGAGCUUUUUGGAAAAUCCCAUUUUUUUAUUUAAUUUAUUUGAGAUGCAAGCCAUAGAACUUGUCAUUCUACAUAGUUUAAUAUAUUUUCAGGCUGAAUUACGGUUUUUCAUUUGACUUCCUAUACUUUUAUUCAAAAUAAAAGCCAUGCAAUAAAAAAAUUGAACUGUUAAUCACAUGUAGAAAAUUUUGCAGCGCAUCCUCCUAGUUAACAAUGAUGAAAUAUACAGAACAUAAGGAAAAAGCUGAGGUCACUUGGGUGUGUUUCAUUCGGAGAAAAUAAUGAAGAAAUAAGUUGAAAAAAAGAGUAAGAAAUAAAAUUAAAUGUGUAGUUGUUUGUUGGAGUAGAAAUAACUGAGAUAAAUAGGAAAUGGUUAGAAAUAUAAGUAAUUUGAUUGAAAAUAUAUAGUGA